Lathyrus sativus (Indian pea) is the source of this 1089-nucleotide messenger RNA. NCBI's taxonomy places the organism in Eukaryota, Viridiplantae, Streptophyta, Magnoliopsida, Fabales, Fabaceae. The record is from the annotation of a GenBank genome assembly.
AUGGCCACUUCUGUUAUGCUAUCCACUUCUUUCUCUCCCACGUAUCACCCAUCCCUUUUCCGUCCCUCUUCUUCCAUUCCAUUCUCCAAACCAAAACUAUCUUCACAUUCCUCCUCCAAUUCGCCAUGUUGGAACACAAAACCACUCUCUCUGCAUCACACCUUCAACUUCAGCUUCAUUACUCGUUCUUUAACAAAGGACGAAAACUCGUCGACCUUCGUCGGCGAGGAUUCCGCCGUGUUCGAUUUGACGAAACAGAAAAUAUCUUCCUGGAUUUAUUUCACCGCGAUUUUAGGAGUUGUUCUCUUCGUUCUAAACGUAGCUUGGAUUGAUAAUUCAACUGGCUUCAGCAAAGCCUUCGUUGAUGCUGUUUCAGGUCUUUCCGAUUCUCACGAGGUGGUAAUGUUGAUCCUAUUUCUCAUAUUUGCUGUUUUCCACAGCGGCAUGGCUAGCCUCCGCGACGCCGGCGAGAAGCUCAUCGGCGAAAGAGCUUUUCGUGUUAUUUUUGCAGGGAUAUCACUACCUUUGGCCGUCACUACCGUUGUGUAUUUUAUUAACCAUAGAUAUGAUGGAGUUCAACUCUGGCAGCUCCAGAGUUUUCCUGGGAUUCAUCCAUUUCUGUGGCUUUCCAAUUUCAUAUCUUUCUUUUUCCUAUAUCCUUCAACCUUUAAUCUUUUAGAGGUUGCAGCAGUUGACAAACCUAAAGUACAUCUAUGGGAAACUGGCAUCAUAAGAAUAACCAGGCAUCCACAGUUGGUUGGGCAGGUAAUCUGGUGUCUUGCUCAUACAAUUUGGAUUGGAAAUUCAGUGGCUGUUGCGGCUUCAAUUGGCUUAAUUUCACAUCAUCUAUUUGGUGCUUGGAAUGGAGAUAGACGAUUGGCUAUAAGAUACGGAGAAGAUUUUGAGAUAGUUAAGCGCCGAACAAGUAUUGUCCCUUUUGCAGCAAUCCUUGAUGGCCGUCAAAGAUUACCCAAAGAUUUCUACAAGGAGUUUAUUCGAUUACCAUACUUAGCGAUUACUGUAGUAACACUAGGAGCUUACUUUGCACAUCCCCUUAUGCAGACUGCUAGCUUCAACCUCCAUUGGUAG